AUGCUUGUUAUUGAUGAUAGCUGGCAAGGUCAAGGACCUGUUUUGUACCCGUUGGAUUUCAUGGACAGACCACAGGUAGUGAAUGCUGGCUGCCUGUUCCUGAGUCGGGCCAUACCUGUGACAGAUGAACAAUUCAUGAACCUGAAAGCUGGAUCAGUGAGCAUUAAUAGCAAAAGUAUUACCGAUAGAUGCAUAAAUCAGUUCAUCAAGAACUGGGUUAAUGGGAAAUGCGUCGAAAGUUUCACCCAAUACACUUUCAAAUCACAAGCGAUGGAACGAGUGACCGCGGUUAUCCUGCAAGGAGUUCAGCAAAGCAUUGCACUUUCUGGCCCGGAUCAAUUUUUUUGUUGCUCCUGUGAAAAACCAUGUGGUCGUGGUGAUUAUUAUGUGAUUCCGAGCCUUGUCGAUCCCAACGACUACAUCAGCGUGUUCUUCUGUGCGCACUACAUGGUGAUCGCUUUCAAGGGAGCCGAACAAGAGAGUCUUAUUCGAUCGGCCGGAUUCUGA
Caenorhabditis elegans is the source of this 507-nucleotide messenger RNA. RefSeq names its product F-box associated domain-containing protein (gene F46B3.16). The record is from RefSeq and is marked reviewed. The transcript is spliced from 4 exons. Bases 1 to 507 code for a protein of 168 amino acids. NCBI's taxonomy places the organism in Eukaryota, Metazoa, Nematoda, Chromadorea, Rhabditida, Rhabditidae.